GGACAAUCUCGUUGGCUGGCGACCGGUACAGCCGCGACCGACCAAGAGGAAAGGAACCACGAUUCGACUUAACGGAUCUGAGCUGCCUACGAACAUUGCAAGUCACCAACGCACCGUAUAGGUAACCGACAGCCAUUGUUAACGGGAAAAGAAAGCUUUUCACAUUAGAAAAGAAGAAGUGAAAAUAGAAACUGGAGCUUCUUAUUGACAGGAAAGAAGAAAAAGAAGAAGAAAAAGAAGAAGAAGAAGAAGAAGAAGAGAAGAAGAGGGCGAUGUAAUCCUGAACAAAACUUUAUCUUUGAAAAAUCUGCAAAGAUCGUUAAGGAGAGAAUAUAAAAAGAAAAGUUUACGGGUCAACGGUUAUAAAACGGAAGAAACAAAAGGGGAAUAUACGAGACGUCGUGUGGAAAGAUCGCGAACUCGCAGCAAGAGCCAGAAGAGCGUUCGAGAACAAGGAGAACGAGAUGCCGGCGUGAGGAAAAGGUAGACGAGGCAACGCGAUAAAGAACGAAUCAACCAGGUAGAAGGACAGGGAUGCCGCGGUAAUGCUCCAAGAGAGCCGGCCAAACGAGAAGACCGACCAAAGAAGGGAAGAGAGAGGGAGGGACAGAGAAGAAGAGAACGAUAGAAAACGGACAUAGGUAGGAGGACAGGUAGUCGGGGAAAGAAGACCAAGUGAAGAGCAUAGGGGAGAGAAGAUACAAGAGAAAAGAGUGGAUCCACGAAGGGGAACAGCACGGCAAGGAACGGAAUGGAGCGGUGUAGAAAGUAAGAGAGGGGAGAGGAGAGGAAAGAAGAAAAGAGAGAGACUCGUUCCUCUCGUAUAUAUGUCGGCAGUUCGGUUCGGUGACGUCACGAUGUCGAUUUGAACGGACCAAUGGGCAUUCGAAACGAAGCUGAAGAGGUAAAGAGGAUAUGGAGGGGACUGGAGGGUGGAAGAGGGCCGAAGGGGCCCCGAGGGGGCCAAGGAGCUCCAGGUUCCGGAGUUCGAGGGGGAAGGGGUAACGCGAAAGGUGCGUGCGGCCCCAGACGUGGGGCGCGGGGCCAGUUGAUCAGUGAGUGCGGUAGUGAUCUCAUCUUGUACCGCGCCAGGUGUGACUCCUCUCUUUCCUCUUCUUUCGAUACGAGUCUAUGUGCCCUUGGUAAGACGGAGCAAGCAGUAGCGGACUUAAAAUUCACGUAUUGGUUCGGGCCGUGUCCUCAACUCGAACAACAGAUGACCGAAACUUGCUGGUUGAAAGAAGCGAUAACAACUUUUAGAAUGACUUUGGCCUGGUAACGAGAGAAGAAUUUUCAGAUAUACACUCGUAGCCUCUGGCUAUCCCGAAGGCCCGUCUCACCGACUAACUUUCACUCCGAAAUGUCAACGGUUGUGUUUCACUUUUCAAAGCUGUGCGCGUAUCAAUCAAUUCGUGGUUACGCGACAAAGAGACGAUUGUUGUAAAGCGGUUUCCGAUUUCUCCGUCUUUCUGUUACAGAGUGGGGACACCAUCGACACGUGCAUGUCAUUAUCUGCACCAGGAAAUAGCGACUCGAUCAAGAGACAUUCUCGUAUAAAAGGCGUUAACGAUUGAUCCAUGUCUACCGAUAUUUGCAGUAUCAAGAAAGAUUCGAUAUUGCUAAAUGGCAAAGCAGGUUUUCAAUUCUCGACGAUUUCAUUGAUUUAGAUGAUCAAUUUUCAUCGAAAUUAUUUUUUUAUUUAUUUAAGACAACAAGAAGAUCUUGGCGCGGACAUUUUCUUUGGUUAUCUAGCUGUAUGAGUAUUAUUCGACAUCAUAAAGCUAGGUUACCGGAGUUAAGCUCCUCGCCAUAUCAACUUCAACGAUUUUUUUUUGAUUUUUCGACUAAAUUGAUUAUUUACAAAUUGAUGAAUCUAAAAAUAAAUGCC
This is a messenger RNA of Apis dorsata (giant honeybee), 1888 nucleotides long. RefSeq lists its product as uncharacterized. The record is from RefSeq and is a predicted model, not a curated record. NCBI's taxonomy places the organism in Eukaryota, Metazoa, Arthropoda, Insecta, Hymenoptera, Apidae. The transcript is spliced from 3 exons. Bases 878 to 1279 code for a protein of 133 amino acids.